AUGCAAUACAUCGUUCCCGCUUUUGCUCUCUUCGCGGCCGCAAACGCCCUUGCGAUCCCGGUUGGUCCAGGCUCGGACGCCGAAUCGAGCGCGAUCUCUCAGCAGUCAGACAAGGAAAAUGAUGCAUCGCAAAAGUUCGGACCUACUAUUGCCAUCGGCGGAAAUGGUCAGACAGCAUGAGCCGCUUGAUGCCAGAGAGGCAGUGUGCUAACAUCUUCCAUCUUAGGCGGUCCUGGAGGUUUUGGAGCCCCAGGAGGUAGGUGGUCCGAAUCGCGGAUAUGAUGCGGGGAGUGAAGGCCUUCUAACCAUCAUUCUAUUAGGAGCUGGAGGCACUGGCAUCACAAGGGCUGGUCCCUUCCGAUCUCAAGACGGUACCCACGGCGGCACGUUUGGCUUUCCGUCGGGCUUUGGAAGCUCGAGUGGCGAAGGAGGUAUGACAUCGAAGAGCUUCCGCCGCCUUUGCGAUCCAAUUUAACUUCUCGUCCUCGAUGCAGGUUCCGGCGGAUCCGCAUUUGGCAAUCAGCGCGGUGUAGGCGGCCAGCCCUUUGACAAUCAACCCUUCGACGACCAGCCCUUCGAGGACCAGCCCUCCGAGGACCAGCCAUUUUACGGACAGCCGUUUGGACAACGUGAGGACCGCGACGGACCAAACCGUAGACAAUAG
This is a messenger RNA of Lecanosticta acicola, 664 nucleotides long. The record is from the annotation of a GenBank genome assembly. Lineage: Eukaryota; Fungi; Ascomycota; Dothideomycetes; Mycosphaerellales; Mycosphaerellaceae.